AUGGCGGAAAUGCUGAAGCAGGCUCGUAGCUUCAACGCCGCCAACGGCCUGGAAGAGAUGAGCAUCGACGGCGCCCUGGCCCAAAACUCGUCUGCGCCCGCACGGGUGGAGGAAAGACCGUCUUUGCCUCCCUAUGAGCCAUCAUCGGAGCGUCCACAACAGCAAACGCUGCCGCCAAGCUGGAGCUUGAAGGUUGAAACUGGCGUGCCUCCCCCAGCCCAUCACUCCUCAGCCCUCUCCGAUAUACACGACCAGCUGGAUUUGCCUCCCCAGCGACGACGCUCGUGGGAUCGAAGAGAUGACCCGCUCGGUCUCUUGGUGCUUCACACACCACCGGAACGCACGGUCGACAUUGUGUUCAUCCAUGGCCUAGGCGGGUCGAGUCUGCAGAGCUGGUGCCGCGAUAGGGACCUGAACAAGCUGUGGCCCAAACUCUGGCUUCCUGACGACCUGCCAACUGCCCGCGUCCUCACGUUCGGAUACAACGCACAUUUCUCCUCCAAACAGGAGCAAGCGACAUCCACUAUCGGUGACUUUGCAAAUGACCUCCUGUUUCGGAUGAAGUACGGCGAGAACACCCCUGAGCGUCUGGGCCAGGUGCCCAUAAUCUUUGUUGCACACUCGAUGGGCGGCCUAGUGUUCAAGAAGGCCUUCGUGCAGGGGCACCUCAACCCGGAAUUCAACGAGAUCGUGUCCAUGAUCAAGGCCGUCUUGUUUUUGGCAACACCUCACCGAGGGACAGACCUCGCUGAGACGCUGAGCAAACUACUCUCCACCUCUUUCUUCGGCCAUUCACUAAAGAAGUACGUGACGGAGCUGGCCCGGAGAAGCCCCACGAUCGACGAGCUCAAUGAGGCCUUCCGGCAUCGUGCCUCGAAGCUACAGAUAUUUUCCUUCUACGAAACCAUGACCACUACCGCCGGUCCCAUGUCGCUGAUGAUUGUCGACAAGUCCACUGCUGUCAUGGGCUACCCGAACGAGACCCCAGCACCACUGGCCGCCAAUCAUCACGACGUAUGCAAGUUUACGAGCGCGAGUGAUCCCAAUUAUGCCUCGGUCGUUGGGGCUCUCCGCAGCCUCGCCAGCUCCAUCUUGGCCGGUCCGCCGGAAGAAGAUCUCGCUCUGGGGCGUUCUGCGGUGAAGGAGGGUACCUGUGAGGGCUUUCUGGCGAGCGAAGAGGUGGACAGCUGGCUCCAUUCAACGUCACAGCGGGUUCUCUGGGUGCAUGCUCAGCCCGGUGGCGGGAAGUCGACUCUCUGUUCCUUCGUGAUCCAACGACUCCUGGAUGACGGCCACCGUUGCGCCUACUUCUUCUUCAAAUUCGGCCAACGCGAUAAACAAUCAACGAGCAGUAUGCUGCGAUCUCUUGCGUACCAGACAGCCCACGAGUUACCAGCCUUUCGUCGAUCGCUGGUAGACCUAGCAAGGUCAGGGGUCCGUCUCUCCAAAGCCGACUCUGGAGUGGUGUGGGACAAAGUUUACUCAUCCAUGCCUGGCAAUCUCAGAACGGACAAAACCAUUUACUGGGUCAUUGAUGGACUUGAUGAGGCAGAAUCCAGCAGGCGGGUGGUUGAACUGCUAUCUCGCGCAGCUGAGUUGGAGAGUCAUCUCCACAUCCUCGUGUUCAGUCGGGCACUUCCCAGUAUCAACCAGGCGUUCCAGCUGGCAAGGAGAAAGAUCUCGAUUGCCGACAUGCCAUUGCCGGACAAUCAACAAGAUAUUCGCCUGAUGGUGGCCGAAGAGAUUGAAUACCUCCUUUCCGGUGAGGACUUCAAGGCCAAAGCUGUGGAUGAAAUCGUUGCUCGAUCUCAGGGCAACUUCCUCUGGGCCAGCCUUGUUACCAAGCAAGUGGUCAAGUGCCACCGAGAGGACGAGGUCAGGCGAGUUCUGGAGUCAACGCCGGACGGCAUGCACGGCCUUUACGAUCGUAUGAUGGACGCCAUCAAGAAUCUCGAGACCGACGAAGACAAAGCACUGGCUAAAAAGCUAUUGACAUGGGCUAUGUACUCCAAGACACCGGUUACUGUCGAGGAGCUGGCGGAAGUGUAUCCCGCAGAGCUCGGCUCCAUCAUGAACAUCAGUCACACCGCCAGCCAGGUGUGCGGCCAGUUUGUGGUGGUAAACCCAGAAGGUCGAGUAACGCUUGUUCAUCACUCCGCCCGAGAGUACCUAAGAAGGACCAACUGUGGGCCAUUCGCCCUGGACCCGGUAUACGCAAACGAAGAGAUCCUGAGCAAAUGUCUUGCGAUACUCUGCGACAAAGGCCUGAGACGGAAGCUUCAGAUGCUCAAAGUGCCCCAGUUCCUCCUUUACGCCUCUACGUCCUGGGCGGCACAUCUCGAGGAGAGCUCGCCGGAUUCGAAACAAAUCCUGGACGCGCUGGUCAGGUUCUUUAGCGGGCCGUAUCCGCUCGCUUGGAUCCAGUAUCUCGCCAUGAGUGGCCGUCUAUCGGAGCUCUUUGGCGCCUCCCGGAGACUCACUUCAUAUUCCCCAGCGCUGAUUUACCAAUGCAUCCCUGCGCUCAGUCCAGCCUCCUCCAUCAUUCAUCGGAAGUUCGGAGAGAACCCUGCCGCAACUCUGUCCGUUUCUGGGCUGUCGAACGCGGAGUGGGAUGACUGCCUCGCGCGUGUAUCCGGGGGCACCGGCAGAGCCCUUCUCGUUGCCGCCUCUCCGCUGUACCUGGCUGUAGUUGCCGACUGGUCGCUUGAAAUCUCAGCCGACAAUCCACGGCGAGAGCGAGCCAUCGAGUUUAAAUUCGAUGAGAAUGACUCUCUCAUGAUGGUCUCAGACUUGAGAAGAGUACACCGACUACACACCCGCCAUUCUGGGCAAGGACCAACAAUAUGGGAGCGGCUUGACCAGGGGUUGCUCAACGAACCGGGGGUUCCUAAAGGCGUGUUCCUCGGUACGCCAUCCUCCGUGGCAUUCAACAGCGACUGCACACAAAUUGCGGUCGCAUAUCGUUCGUUCCCCCUGUCCGUUUGGACCGUGGAGGCUCCCCGAAUGGUUGCGCGGCUCAUGAAGAAAACUAAGCACGGCCGGUCUCCCGUAAUCUCGUACACGGGCACCAACAAGAUUGUAUGGCACCCCUCCGGAACCUACAUCCUCGGCAUCUUCGGCCAGAUACUCAAGUGGAGUCCGGAAGACGACACGUAUGAGGAAGCCAAAAGAGUGACAGGCGUCGACCCUCACGAACUUGCGUGCAGCCCCGAUGGCCGCGUCUUUGUCACAUCGGAUGUCCAGGGUUACAUCAAGAUUUACGAUUUCUCAUCCAUGUCACUCAUUUACAAGCUGAGUUCCGAGGACCGCAUUGAGCAGAUCCUUUUUAGCCCGGAUAGCAACCGAUUCUAUGACCUUCGAGGGUCGUAUUGCAAUGUCUGGGAGCCAAACUGUCUUCUCAGGCUUGCCGAUGCGUCGCCUGAGCAGAUCAGCGACACCGACAGCGCCGCCGAAGACGACUUUUGGUCUGCCACGGGAGAGAGUCUCGGUACGCCUACAUCAUUCCCAGCCUCUGAGAGCCACGUGGAGAGCAAACCUGCGAUAAUGGCUGUCAGUUCUGGACGAGGACCCAACGGCUUAUUCGUUGCAACUGCCAACUCGGCUGGCUCAAUCAGCAUCUAUGAUGCUGUGGGUAGGAGGCAAUAUGAGAUCGCCAAGGCGAGGUUCGGGACGACUGCCAAUAUCCUCGCCUGGAGCCCGAAGUAUGACCGGCUUGCACAUGUUCUGUCUGGCGGAGCCACCUGUGUCAGGUCUGUAGGUGUUGACUACGCCAGCGGGAGGUUGUUGUCCACCGAGGUUGUGUACUCGGAGGAAUUGUCACCCACGAGCCGUGGGCUGACCCGUCAGCUCUUGUUCGAUGGUACAGGCGGCCGGCUAUUAGUGUGCGGCACGAAGGCCUGCCAAGUUCUCUCCUUGCCCGAUGGAGUGGUCUUGGCCGAACACCAGCUCCCGCAUGAUGAUGACAAACCUGAGGAGUUGAAAUGGCACCGACACAACACUGAGCCCCAACACGUCCUGUGCUUUUCAGCAAGCUCGGUGACAGUUUUCUCCUGGAACGACCUCAAGCCCCAGAUCUCCAUAUCGCUGGAGCUCUCGAAUCCCGACGCAAAGGAUGACGACCCCCUACCCGUCACUAUCGACGCCAUUCUCGACAGCUACAGCCCCCGCUUCUUACUCCUUCGUACCUUUACCAUGGUGUACAACCGCAGACAUUAUGGCUUCUGCGUGCUCCCGACCACACACAUCUGUGCUCGCACCCCGCCACCCUCGACGUCCACGUCGACGCCAACAGAGCAGGAUUCAUCUACAUCAUCCACAGCCAUCGAGAUCAAGCCCAUCCUGCUACCUCCGGCUCUGACAUCGACCGUUGCCCACGCGAUCGGCAUCCUCCCAGACGGCCGCCUCGUGUUCCUCGACCGCGCCCUGUGGGUCUGCACCACCGGGCUGUUGCUGCGCGACGGGGCCGUCUUGGUGCCCAGCAAGGGGGAGGUGGCGAUUAUGAGGGGGGACUUGGUGAUUGAUUUCUAG
Thermothielavioides terrestris NRRL 8126 is the source of this 4527-nucleotide messenger RNA. RefSeq lists its product as uncharacterized. The coding region runs from base 1 to 4527 and encodes 1508 amino acids. The transcript is spliced from 6 exons. The record is from RefSeq and is a predicted model, not a curated record. Gene Ontology annotation, molecular function: protein binding. Lineage: Eukaryota; Fungi; Ascomycota; Sordariomycetes; Sordariales; Chaetomiaceae.